Messenger RNA from Eurytemora carolleeae, 1084 nucleotides. RefSeq lists its product as uncharacterized. NCBI's taxonomy places the organism in Eukaryota, Metazoa, Arthropoda, Copepoda, Calanoida, Temoridae. Bases 200 to 1084 code for a protein of 294 amino acids. The transcript is spliced from 16 exons. The record is from RefSeq and is a predicted model, not a curated record.
AAAACCAUGCUAACAAUUUUAUUAGGCAAAUUGAUCAAUUAAGAAAUUUUACAGAUUUUUAUUCUUCAUAACAUAACAUGACCCAUGAGAGAACUAUGUUUAUAUAUAGUGAAUUAAAGAUUUAAUAAGAAAAUGAGUAAAUGUUUUAAAUUAUAAAAGUGAGAAAUCAAAAACAGUGAACUUCUGGUGUAAACCAGAAAUGGAGGUACAUAUUCAGGAGAAUUCCGUCGAUGGCUGUAAUAGUAAUGAUGAGGACAGUAGUGAUGGAGAACAGCUGAAGAAUGAUGAGGAUCAAUCUUCUCCUAAAUCUUCAACGUCGAAAUCUCCAACCUCCUCCAAACACAGUGAUAAGAAUACUGGCCCAGCAAGGGAGGUCCUUUCCACCCUAGAGAAGUAUAAAAGAAGAGCGGAGGCAAGAACUGUUCAAUCUAUUCUUAAUGAUGAAGAUGCUAUAAAGUUUGGAUAUAGUGACAGUGAUAGUGUAGGUGGGGAGUCAGAUAUUUGGACAGAAUAUGGACAAGAGGUAUGUGAGGAAACAGGGAAUAAGGAUGUAUAUACAAAAUGGAAGCCACCAAAAAAUAAACUUACUCAGGAAAUACGUAGAAGAAAAUCAAUUAGACAGAAGGGAAUGCAGGCAGCUGAACUGGAAAGACGAGAAAGCAGAUUGGACACAGCUUUAACAUCAGUUACUGCAGGCCAAGGUAAAACUAGUUCUCAAAUCUUCUUCUACGAUUGGUCAGAAAAUUACAGAAAAGUUCUCAAGGAAAUGAAAUCUGAUGCGAAAAAUAUUAAAGCUGGUUCACAAAAUGAAGAUUCAGCCGACCAUCAAUCAGAAUCAGAGACUAGUCAAAGGUCGUCUUCCAAUUCUGAAAGUCAGAAAGCAGUUUGUCAACCGAAUAUAAAUCCUUUUUCCAAACCCUCUCAUCCACUCUCCAGCUCUCCUAGCAGAAACACCUCCCCAACAGCAUCUCGGAGACAGAGCACCUUCAUGCAGAACAGCAGUCUAGGUUUGAUGGGCAACAGAAGAAUGUCCAAGAAAUUUGUCAAGGAAUUGUUUGAUGUCAAAUGCUGGGUUCCAAGCUAG